GAAAAAGAGAAUCAGUGGCGGCGGCGGCGCUUCAUCUCCGGCUACAAACAGGAAACUAGUCCGCCUCGCUGAGCGCCCACCUGAGCCAGAAGACCAACGAUAUGACAAGCGUCACCCACUGAGACUUUAUGUGCCUUAAACUACUCCUAUCGUCUCAUUUCUGAAGUUUCUUCGACAAGAACACCGUCAACCCUCUUAAGAUGCAGCGUCUCAUCCACUCUCUAGACAUUCCCAACAUCCCACCGAAUCAAAGGAAAUAAAAAAACACCGGGUAAUAGCAGGUCCUUAUGGUUGAGGUGGCCUGUGGUGCCCUUUGCUAUGCCACCAGCAAUGACCGACCUUCUGGACAUAUGGGCAGAACAUUCGCCCUUGGCUGGCCAUGCUCCGGACCUGGUUUCGGUGGACUUUCUGCUUCCCACCGGUAUUUACAUUCAAAUAGAUGUCCCUCGCGAGGCCACCAUUCAGCACAUCAAAUUGCUCUUAUGGAAGCAGGCUCAGAAGUUCCCAUUGUUUCCAGCCUUGGGCGAAAUGGAGAGUCAUAUGUUCGAGUGCGUCAACCAGACAGCCGUACACGAAGAAUUAGAAGAUGAAACUCGGCGACUCUGUGAUGUCCGCCCUUUCUUACCGGUUCUGAAGUUGGUGACACGCAACUGCGGCCGAGCCGAACGCCUGCUGGAUUCAAAAAUCGGAGUGCUUAUUGGCAAGGGUCUCCAUGAACUCGAUGCCAUAAAUGACCAGGAAGUAAAGGACUUUCGCAGUAAAAUGUCUCGCAUCAGUGAAGACAGGAUGCAUCGGCACCAGAUGAUGACGUGGACCGAGUGGUUGCAAGCCUGCUUCUCCCCUCAGCUUGAGCCAAGUGUCAUCAACGAUGGGCUCGGCGACCGGUCAAACGACUUGAAAGUCAUCAUUCACUUUGACCAAUCACAGGAUUCUGCCAGUCUGAAGGUGCCUGCAUCCUGCACCCCUGCAGAGCUCAUGGAGGUGGCUGUGAGGAAGUGGCUUACCACCCAUGGGCCUGAAGAGGAGGCAUGGCGAGGACAAUAUGUCCUAAGAGCCAGCCAUUGCAUGGAGUUCCUCUGUGGAGACCACGCUCUGUGGCAAUAUAAGUAUAUACGCUCAUGCAUGCAGUCAAAGGAGUCUCCACAUCUCACCCUGGUCCACUCCAGCACAGUCAAGACCAUGUUUGAAAAGGAAAUUUCCACCAUUGGAGCAGUGGUCAGUCGCAAGACCUCCAACCCACCUUUACCUCUACCUCCCAAAAGACGGGUUCCUACGCAAGCACAGACUUGUGUGUGGAGCGUAUCAAGGCCAUUUAAGAUAGUUCUAGUGAAAGGCAGCAAGGUGAAUGCAGAGGAAACUGCUAAGGUACAGGUCAGGGCCGGGCUUUUUCACGGAACAGAGCUGCUGUGCAAACCAGCUGUAAGCAGUGAGAGCAGCGGGCGCUCGGAGCACACCUGGAAAGACAACUUGUUAGAAUUUGACAUCUCCGUCUGCGACCUGCCACGAAUGACACGCCUCUGUUUCGCCAUCUACGCUGUCAUGGAUAAGGUGAAGAAGCAGAAGUCCACUAAAAACGCUCAUCCAAACAAGUACCAGACCAUUCGCAAAGCAGGGAAAGUGCACUACCCAAUUGCCUGGGUAAACACCAUGGUGUUUGACUACAAAGGACAACUAAAGACCGGGGAUAUCAGCCUUUAUUGCUGGUCCUCAUUUCCUGAUGAACUUGAAGAGAUGCUGAACCCCAUAGGAACUAUUCAAACCAACCCAUACACUGAGAACGCCACAGCUCUGCACAUCAACUUCUUAGAGUACUCAUCUCACCCCAUCAUUUUCCCUCCCUUCGAUAAGAUCCUGGAAAAAGCUGCAGAGAUUGUUGGAGCGAGUGACUGUGCACCUAUGAGUCGUGGUGGUAAGAAGUUCAAUAUUGAACUUAAAGAGAUCAUGGAGCGGGAUCCCCUCUCUCAGCUGUGUGAGAACGAGAAGGAUUUGAUCUGGACACUACGCUGCGACUGUCGACAAAAUUUCCCUCAGUCACUGCCUAAGCUGCUACUCUCAGUAAAAUGGAGCAAACACGAAGACAUGGCUCAGCUGCAGGCGCUGCUUCAGAUAUGGCCCAAAUUGAGUCCAAGAGAUGCACUGGAGCUUCUGGAUUUUAACUAUCCUGAUCAAUACGUCAGAGAGUAUGCUGUGCGCUGCCUGUACGAUAUGAGUAAUGAGGAGCUGUCGCAGUACUUGCUACAGUUGGUGCAGGUGUUGCGUUAUGAGCCCUACUAUGACUGCGCCCUUACCCACUUCCUGCUGGAGCGAGCCCAGGGGAACCGUAAGAUAGGGCACUUCCUCUUCUGGCAUUUAAGGUCAGAAAUUCACAUGCCGGCUGUUUCAGUCCAGUUUUCCCUCAUCCUAGAAGCCUAUUGUCGAGGCAGCAUACCUCAUAUUGAGGUUCUAAAAAAACAGGUGGAAGCCCUAAGUAAGCUAAAGUCAGUCAAUGAGCUCAUAAAACUUGGAACAAUGAAGAAUGCUCGGGGUAAGACCAAGGAAGCCAUGUUGACCAAGGAGGCCAUGAUGACUUGCCUGAGGCAGAGCGGCUACUCGGAGACUCUCUCUGACCUGCACUCUCCUUUAGACCCCAGUGUCCUGCUGUCUGGCAUGAAUGUGGAGAAGUGUCGCUACAUGGACUCAAAGAUGAAACCGCUCUGGAUUGUUUACAACAACAAGCUGCUGGCAGGAGACACCCUGGGAAUCAUCUUCAAGAACGGUGAUGACCUAAGACAAGACAUGUUGACACUGCAGAUUUUAAAGUUAAUGGAUCUGCUGUGGAAGGAGGCUAAUCUGGAUCUAAGGGUUGUACCGUACGGUUGCCUAGCGACAGGAGAUCGAGCAGGGCUGAUUGAGGUUGUCUCAUCAUCUGAUACAAUCGCUAACAUCCAGCUGACCAGCAGCAACGUGGCCGCCACUGCAGCCUUCAACAAGGACGCUUUGCUCAACUGGCUCAAGGAACGCAACACUGGUGAUGCUCUUGAUCGGGCCAUUGAGGAGUUCACUCUGUCAUGUGCAGGCUACUGUGUAGCCACAUACGUGCUGGGCAUUGGAGACCGCCACAGUGACAACAUCAUGGUCCGUAGCACCGGACAGCUUUUCCACAUAGACUUUGGCCACAUACUGGGAAACUUCAAGUCAAAGUUUGGCAUCAAGAGGGAGCGUGUACCAUUUAUCCUCACGCACGACUUUAUCCACGUUAUACAACAGGGCAAGACUGGUUACACUGAAAAGUUUGGCAGUUUCCGUCAGUACUGCGAGGAGGCCUAUCUUAUCUUGAGGAAGAACGGUAACCUCUUCAUCACGCUGUUCGCCCUCAUGCUAACUGCUGGCCUACCUGAGCUCACCUCAGUCAAAGACAUCCAGUACCUGAAGGAUUCCCUGGCGCUCGGUAAGACGGAUGACGAGGCACUGAAGCAUUUCCGCCAGAAAUUUGACGAGGCUCUAAGAGAGAGCUGGACGACCAAAGUCAACUGGAUGGCCCACAAUGUGGCAAAAGACAACCGAUCCUAGAGCACCUUAAUGAAGGAGGAUGCGGGGAGAUAAAGGAGGGGCCUCCUAUUUCUACAGAAGACUCCAUCCUGACUUUAAACCUCACCUUCGCUCUCUGGUGCCUCCUGAACAGAAAGUGACAAAGUCGCUGCACCUUUUUUUUCUGCAGCCACACCAAAACAGAUGAAAUAUGUACCCAUUUGAUCCUGUAGCCCCGAUGGAUGAGCAGAAAUGAACAGGAAAAACACCUCCGGAGCUUAAAGAAAAGGUCAAAUUCUCUUAAAAGUCCAAUAAAUGCAGCUUUGACAGUGGAGCUCCAAGCGCAGCACAUUGCAUGUUUAAUAGAAACAUGUCUUCGUUCCACAUUAUUGAGACCAGCCAGAGUUUGUUCUUAUUUUUCGCUUGAAUCAGUUCGGAGUAUUAAACACUGGAAUAUUGCAGAAAGACGUGUGGGGGAUGAAAUAAAAGCUCAAAACGAGUCUUAAAAGGGGUACAAUGUCUGACAAACAGAACAAAAUCGCCAGGCCUCAGCCUGUUUGUUUUUUCUGUGUUGGUGUUGCAAAUGUGGUUCGCAUUACUUGCCAGCUAAAGUCUUAAGACACUGGAAAUUAUCAAAUGUUUAUUAUGUUUGUUUUCAUAGAUGUUUUAUUAAUUAAAGUUAUUUUCCACUGUG
Molecule: messenger RNA, 4201 nt
Organism: Nerophis lumbriciformis (worm pipefish)
Lineage: Eukaryota; Metazoa; Chordata; Actinopteri; Syngnathiformes; Syngnathidae
Gene: pik3cb
Product: phosphatidylinositol-4,5-bisphosphate 3-kinase, catalytic subunit beta
Biological process (GO): phosphatidylinositol-3-phosphate biosynthetic process; phosphatidylinositol-mediated signaling; cell migration
Cellular component (GO): cytoplasm; phosphatidylinositol 3-kinase complex; plasma membrane
Molecular function (GO): 1-phosphatidylinositol-4-phosphate 3-kinase activity; 1-phosphatidylinositol-3-kinase activity
Source: RefSeq, a predicted model, not a curated record